Molecule: messenger RNA, 1787 nt
Organism: Paramormyrops kingsleyae
Lineage: Eukaryota; Metazoa; Chordata; Actinopteri; Osteoglossiformes; Mormyridae
Gene: acaa2
Product: acetyl-CoA acyltransferase 2
Biological process (GO): fatty acid beta-oxidation
Cellular component (GO): mitochondrion
Molecular function (GO): acetyl-CoA C-acetyltransferase activity
Source: RefSeq, a predicted model, not a curated record
CUGGUUUUUGUAUCUAGGCGAAAGGUCGCACUAUUGACAGUCUGUUAGAUGUGGCGGCCGAGCCUGCAGACGCACUGACCUUUGGAAAUUGGCGCUGGAAGCAGCAGCAUGUCGCUCAUUAGAGGUGUGUUCAUUGUGUCUGCGAAACGCACUCCCUUUGGUACGUAUGGGGGGCUCCUGAAAGAUCACAGCGCCACCGACCUGGCGGAGCACGCCUCGCGGGCCGCGCUGGCUGCCGGGAACCUGGCCCCCGAGCUGAUCAACAGUGUCAUUAUGGGAAAUGUCAUGCAGAGCUCUGCAGACGCCCCCUACAUCGCACGUCACGUGGGCUUGAGGUGUGGUGUUCCUGUGCCUGCCCCAGCUCUCACCGUCAACAGGCUUUGUGGUUCAGGCUUCCAGUCCAUCAUCAACGGUGCUCAGGAAAUUUGCUUGAAGGAGUCGGAGGUUGUCCUGUGUGGUGGGUCUGAGAACAUGAGUCAAGCCCCAUAUGCUGUACGCAACAUCCGCUUCGGGACCAAGUUCGGCCUGGACCUUAAGCUGGAAGACACGCUGUGGGCGGGGCUUACCGAUCUGCACGUGAAAACCCCCAUGGGCAUAACGGCUGAGAACCUGGCCGAUAAGUACCAGAUCAGCCGGGAGCAGUGUGAUGCGUAUGCGUACCAGACGCAGCAAAGAUGGAAGGCGGCACAUGAGGCCGGCCAUUUCGGUGCUGAGAUUGCACCCAUUGAUGUCAAGGCGAAAAAGGGCAAGAUGGCCAUGACACAUGACGAGCACCCCCGCCCACAGACCACCCUGGAGCAGAUGGCCAAGUUGCCAACGGUCUUCAAGAAGGGUGGCACCGUGACGGCCGCCAAUGCCUCUGGCGUGUCCGAUGGGGCUGCCGCCGUGGUGAUAGCCAGUGAGGAUGCACUGAAGCAGCACAAGCUGACUCCUCUGGCCAGGAUCGUGGCCUAUCAUGUAUCUGGCUGUGACCCCAGCAUCAUGGGAAUUGGUCCUGUGCCAGCGAUCACUGAAGCUCUGAAAAAAGCUGGUCUCUCUCUGAAGGACAUGGAUCUUGUGGAGGUGAACGAGGCCUUUGCCCCGCAGUACCUCUCUGUGGCCAAGUCGCUGGGGCUGGAUCCCGAAAAGACCAAUGUGAACGGCGGUGCCAUUGCCCUGGGCCACCCUCUUGGGGCCUCUGGCGCACGCAUCACUGCUCAUCUGGUGCACGAGCUCCGGCGGCGUGGAGCAAAAUACGGUGUUGGGUCGGCCUGCAUUGGCGGAGGCCAAGGCAUCGCUAUCAUCCUGGAAAACAUCAAAUGAAGAUACGGUCCCCAUCUAAUCCGGAUGCUGGCUGCUGCUAUGAGAUGGUUCCUUUGCAGAACAGAAUACCAUUAAUCACCAUACUCUUCUUUUCACAUGUUUAUAAAAAUCAUCUCUGUGCCUUAAAGACCUAGCAGCUUAGCUAUAGGACUGAUACAUUUUAAUAUAUCAUUUGUUAGUGUUUUUGAAGGCACCUACAGGUUUCCCUUUGUGUGUUCACUCAAACAGUUGUCGCGCACAUCACAUAUGUCUUGAUUAAUUAAUUUCUGCAAUGAAAAGGAUUCUGUUGGAAAUUUUCCCCUCCCAUCAUACAAUGAGAUCAUGCUGUUCUCCUGCUGACCAUGAUAAACACACUCGCUCUAACUGGCUCAGUUAUAUAUCAAAAGGUUCACAGAUACAUGAGCAAACUGGAAAAGCCUGAAAUUGCUUUGUUCUAUGUUUGUAUAAGGAAUCAUUUCUUAAUAAAAGAAAGUUUGGUAACUAUA